UUACAAACUAGAUUAAAUUAGCCUCAGCUUUGGUUGGUUGUGCUUCCGGUGACAGAGGUCAACUCGCUCCUGAAGAGGCAAGGAUCCAAGAAAACCGUUCAAAAGCGACCGUUAAAAGCAUGUCCCACACCAUCCUGCUGGUGCAGCCCACCAAGAGGCCAGAGGGAAGAACAUACGCUGAUUAUGAAUCAGUCAAUGAGUGUAUGGAAGGUGUGUGCAAGAUGUACGAGGAGCAUUUAAAGAGAAUGAACCCCAACAGUCCAUCAAUAACAUAUGACAUCAGUCAGCUGUUUGACUUCAUCGACGACCUGGCUGACCUCAGCUGUUUGGUGUAUCGCGCCGACACACAGACGUACCAGCCGUACAACAAGGACUGGAUCAAAGAGAAGAUCUACGUGCUGCUCCGCCGUCAGGCCCAGCAGGCAGCAAAGUGAAGCUUCUGAGGGACUGGAUAGAAAGAUGGGUGGGGGGGUCGGGAGGGGGUCAAUAUUAUUUUUCCU
Molecule: messenger RNA, 500 nt
Organism: Thunnus maccoyii (southern bluefin tuna)
Lineage: Eukaryota; Metazoa; Chordata; Actinopteri; Scombriformes; Scombridae
Product: enhancer of rudimentary homolog
Exons: 4
Coding region: 120-434 (104 amino acids)
Source: RefSeq, a predicted model, not a curated record